AAGAGGGCAGCCUAACGAAUGGAAAAUCUUUGGAGUUAUUACCCAUCAUUCUCACGGCCCUUGUUACCAAAAAGGGCAGUCUGGCAUGUGGAAAAGAUGAACUGAGUGGGGAAGAAUCUAAGAAGCAGUUGAUCAGCACCCUCUGUUCUGGCAGAUGGGAUCAGCGAUACGUGAUUCAGCUCACCUCCAUGUUCAAGGAUGUGCCUCUGACUGCAGAAGAGAUGGAACUCGUGAUGGAAAAAGUGUUCAAGAUGUUCUCCAAGCUGAACCUGCAGGAAAUACCGCCUUUGGUCUAUCAGCUGCUGAUCUCUCCUCAAAGGGGAGCAGAAAGAGGGUUCUGGAAGGCAUCAUAGCGUUCUUCAACGAGCUAGAUAAGCAGCACAAAGAGGAACAGAGUGGUGACGAGCUCUUGGAUCUUAUUACCGUGCCGUCAGGUGAACUUCGUCACGUGGAAGGCACCGUUAUUCUCCACGUUGUGUUUGCCAUGACAUUGGACUGUGAACUAGGCAGAGAACUCCUGAAACACGUAAAGGCAGGACAGCAAGGAGAUUUCAGUAAUAAUUACAUAUGUCCCUUCAGCAUUGCCCUCCUGCUCUCUGUAGCAAGAAUACAAAGGUUUGAGGAGCAGGUGUUUGACCUUUUAAAGGCUUCAGUUUUUAAAAGCUUUAAGGAUCUUCAGCUUCUCCAAGGCUCAAAAUUUCUUCAGAAUCUAGUCCCUCAUCGGUCCUGUGUUUCAACCAUGAUCUUGGAAGUGGUAAAGAACAGUGUCCAUAGUUGGGAUCAUGUUACCCAGGGCCUGGUCCAGUUUGGUUUCAUUUUAAUGGAUUCAUAUGGGCCAAAGAAGAUUGUCGAUGGACAAGCUAUUGAAAGCAGCCCAGGUCUUUCUAGAACACCAAACCAGCAUGCAUGUAAGCUGGGAGGUGACAUCCUGUUGGAGACUUUUAAGAUCCAUGAGAUGAUCAGACAGGAAAUUCUGGAGCAGGUCCUCAACAGGGUUGUUACCAGAGCAUCCUCUCCCAUCAGCCAUUUCUUAGAACUGCUUUCAAACAUCAUCAUGUACUCGCCCUUAGUUCUUCAGAGCUGUUCUUCUAAAGUCACAGGGAGUUUUGACUAUCUGUCCUUUCUGCCCCUUCAAACUGUGCAGGGGCUGCUGAAGGCGGUGCAGCCCCUUCUCAAAGUGAGCAUGUCGAUGAGAGACUCCCUGAUACUGGUCCUCCGGAAAGCUAUGUUCGCCAGACAGCUUGAUGCCCGGAAGUCGGCGGUGGCUGGGUUUUUGCUGCUCCUGAAGAACUUCAAGGUCUUGGGCAGCCUGUCGUCCUCCCAGUGCAGCCAGGCCAUCGGCGUCAGCCAGGUCCACGUGGAUGUCCACAGUCGGUACAAUGCUGUGGCCAACGAGGCGUUCUGCCUGGAGAUCAUGGAUAGCUUGAGGAGGUGCCUGGGCCAGCAGGCUGACGUGCGGCUCAUGCUUUAUGAGGGGUUCUAUGAUGUCCUUCGAAGAAACUCUCAGCUGGCUAAUUCGAUCAUGCAGACUCUGCUGUCACAGCUGAAACAGUUCUACGAGCCCCAGUCCGAUGUGCUGCCUCCUCUGAAGUUAGAAGCUUGUAUUUUGACCCAAGGAGAUCAGAUCUCGCUACAGGAGCCACUGGACCAUCUGCUGUGCUGCAUUCAGCACUGCUUGGCCUGGUAUAAGAGUAAGGUGAUGCCCGCUCAGCAGGGAGAGGAGGAGGAGGAGGAAGAAGGGUUCUACCAAGAGUUAGAUGACAUGUUGGAGUCUCUUACCAAGAGAAUGAUCAAGAGUGAACUAGAGGACUUUGAACUGGAUAAAUCAGCAGAUUUUUCUCAGAGCACUGGUAUCGGCAUCAAAAAUAACAUCUGUGCUUCUCUUGUGAUGGGAGUUUGUGAGGUUCUAAUGGAAUAUAAUUUCUCCAUCAGUAAUUUCAGCAAGAACAAGUUCGAGGACAUCCUGAGCUUAUUUAUGUGUUACAAGAAGCUCUCUGACAUCCUGACCGAGAAAGCUGGCAAAGGCAAAACCAAAGCGGCCAACAAAACCAACGACAGCUUUCUGUCCCUGAAGUUUGUGUCUGAUCUCCUCACCGCCCUUUUCAGGGACAGCACCCAAAGCCACGAGGAGAGUCUGUCCGUGCUGCGGUCCAGCAAUGAGUUCAUGCGCUACGCCGUGGGCGUGGCCCUGCGGAAGGUGCAGCAGCUGAAGGAGACGGGGCACGUGAGCGGCCCCGAUGGGCAAAACCCAGACAAGAUCUUUCAGAACCUCUGUGACAUAACCCGGGUCUUGCUCUGGAGAUACACGUCCAUUCCGACGUCCGUGGAGGAGCCGGGGAAGAAGGAGAAGGGGAAGAGCAUCUCGCUGCUGUGCUUGGAGGGCUUGCAGAGGAUCUUCAGCGCCGUGCAGCACUUCUUCCAGCCCCGGGUGCCCCAGUUCCUCCGCGCGCUGGAUGUCCCGGAUAAUGAGGAAGAGGUGGAAGUCACGGUCACCCAGAGGGCAGCGUUCCAGAUCCGGCAGUUCCAGAGGUCCUUGUUGAACUUACUUAGCAGCCAAGAGGAGGAAUUUAACAGCAAGGAAGCCCUGCUCCUCGUCAGCGUCCUCACCAGCUUGGCCAGGCUGCUGGAGCCCACCUCCCCUCAGUUUGUGCAGAUGUUAUCCUGGACAUCCAAGAUCUGCAAGGAAAACAGCCGGGAGGAUGCCUUGUUUUGCAAGGGCGCGAUGAACUUGCUCUUCAGCCUCCACGUCGCGCAUAAGAGCCCUGUCGCCCUGCUGCGUGACCUGUCCCAGGACAUCCACGGGCACCUUGGGGACAUAGACGAGGAUGUGGAGGUGGAGAAAACAAACCACUAUGCGGUGGUGAAUUUGCGAACAGCGGCCCCUACCGUCUGUCUGCUGGUUCUGAGUCAGGCCGAGAAGGUCCUGGAAGAAGUGGACUGGCUGAUCACCAAGCUUAAGGGACAAGUGAGCCAAGAAACCGUGUCAGAAGAGGCCUCUUCCCAGGCAGCCCUCCCGAACCACCCCGUGGAGAAAGCCGUCAUCAUGCAGCUGGGCACGCUGCUCACCUUCUUCCACGAGCUGGUGCAGACCGCCCUGCCCUCGGGCAGCUGCGUGGACACCCUGCUAAGGGACCUGUGCAAGAUGUACACCAUUCUCACCGCACUUGUCAAGUAUUAUAUCCAGGUGUGUCGGAGCGCCAGAGGAAUUCCAAAGAUUAUGGAGAAGCUGGUGAAGCUGUCGGGUUCUCACCUGACCCCUGUGUGCUAUUCCUUCAUUUCUUACGUGCAG
Messenger RNA from Myotis lucifugus (little brown bat), 3289 nucleotides. It is a transcript of the gene FANCI, whose product is annotated as Fanconi anemia complementation group I. The annotation marks the transcript as partial. Gene Ontology annotation, biological process: DNA repair. Gene Ontology annotation, molecular function: DNA polymerase binding. The transcript has 30 exons. The record is from RefSeq and is a predicted model, not a curated record. Lineage: Eukaryota; Metazoa; Chordata; Mammalia; Chiroptera; Vespertilionidae.